AUGUCUACGACCAAGAGUGCCGGGGAUCCCGAGGUAACCGCCACUAUCAAGCUGGGCCCCGUGUCGACUCCCGAGAGUACCAAGAAGGUGCAGAGCCAGGAUCCUAGUCUCGGGAAUGGGAGCUCCACAGAGCCAUCGAAGAAGACCAAGGGCAUAACAGGGUUCCAGACAUUGGUUCACCUGGUCAAAGGCAACAUGGGCACUGGGAUCCUGGGACUCCCCUUGGCUGUGAAGAAUGCAGGCAUCUUGAUGGGCCCGCUCAGCCUGCUGGUGAUGGGUCUCAUCGCCUGCCACUGUAUGCACAUCCUGGUCAGGUGUGCCCAGCGCUUCUGUCACAGACUCAACAAGCCCUUCAUGGACUAUGGGGACACAGUGAUGCAUGGACUGGAAGCUAGUCCCAACGCCUGGCUGCAAAACCACGCCCACUGGGGGAGGUACAUCGUGAUCUUCUUCCUCGUUGUCACCCAACUGGGCUUCUGUUGUGUGUACAUUGUGUUUCUGGCGGACAAUUUAAAACAGGUAGUAGAAGCUGUUAAUGGCACAACCAUCAGCUGCCACUACAACGAGACCAUCGAUCUGACACCCACCAUGGAUUCACGACUCUACAUGCUCGCCUUCCUGCCCAUUCUGGGGCUUCUGGUCUUCAUUCGGAACCUCCGUGUCCUUACCAUCUUCUCCAUGCUGGCCAACAUCAGCAUGAUGGUCAGCCUGGUCAUCAUUGCCCAGUACAUCAUCCAGGGAAUCCCAGACCCUAGCCGGUUGCCACUGGUAGCAAGCUGGAAGACCUACCCUCUCUUCUUCGGAACAGCCAUUUUCUCAUUCGAAAGCAUCGGCGUGGUCUUGCCUCUGGAAAACCAGAUGAAGGAUGCCCGCCGCUUCCCAACCAUUCUGUCUCUGGGGAUGUCCAUCAUCACCACCCUGUACAUUGCCAUUGGGACCUUGGGCUACCUGCGGUUUGGAGAUGACAUCAAAGCCAGCAUCACGCUUAACCUGCCCAACUGUUGGCUGUACCAGUCAGUCAAGCUCCUGUACGUCGUCGGCAUCCUGUGUACCUACGCCUUGCAGUUCUACGUCCCUGCAGAAAUCAUCGUCCCCCUUGCAGUCUCCCAGGUGUCAAAGCGCUGGAAACUGCCCGUGGACCUGUCCAUCCGUCUUGCCAUGGUCUGCCUCACAUGCAUGCUGGCCAUCCUCAUCCCACGCCUGGACCUGGUCAUCUCCCUGGUGGGCUCUGUAAGCAGCAGCGCCCUAGCCCUCAUCAUCCCGCCCCUGCUGGAGGUGACCACCUACUACUCAGAGGGCAUGAGCCCCCUGACCAUCACCAAAGAUGCCCUCAUCAGCAUCCUGGGCUUCGUGGGCUUUGUGGUGGGGACCUACCAGGCCCUGGAUGAUUUGAUUGAGUCUGAGAACUCUCUCCCCUUGUCCAACUCCACUAUGUUUAUUCAGUGA
Messenger RNA from Arvicola amphibius (Eurasian water vole), 1446 nucleotides. Its product is annotated as proton-coupled amino acid transporter 2. NCBI's taxonomy places the organism in Eukaryota, Metazoa, Chordata, Mammalia, Rodentia, Cricetidae. The transcript is spliced from 10 exons. Gene Ontology annotation, molecular function: glycine transmembrane transporter activity; L-proline transmembrane transporter activity; amino acid:proton symporter activity. Gene Ontology annotation, cellular component: vacuolar membrane. Gene Ontology annotation, biological process: proton transmembrane transport; glycine transport; proline transmembrane transport. Bases 1 to 1446 code for a protein of 481 amino acids. The record is from RefSeq and is a predicted model, not a curated record.